Papilio polytes (common Mormon) is the source of this 1873-nucleotide messenger RNA. It is a transcript of the gene Ns1, whose product is annotated as guanine nucleotide-binding protein-like 3 homolog. Gene Ontology annotation, molecular function: GTP binding. The transcript has 9 exons. Gene Ontology annotation, cellular component: nucleolus. NCBI's taxonomy places the organism in Eukaryota, Metazoa, Arthropoda, Insecta, Lepidoptera, Papilionidae. Bases 120 to 1847 code for a protein of 575 amino acids. The record is from RefSeq and is a predicted model, not a curated record.
UGUCAAAUUGUAAAGAACUGUCAAAAUAAACCGACGUGAUAAGUUUGGUUAUGUUUUAAAUCAUUAUUUUUAAGUUAUAAUUUAAUAAGUUCGUAUUUUAAGUUAUCUACUUAAUAGAUAUGGCGAAAUUUAAACUAAAAAAACCGUCGAAGAGGCAACCAGCACGUUUGAGGUAUAAAAUAGAGAAGAAAGUACGAGAUCACAAUAGGAAACUAAAAAAAGAAGCAAAAAAGAACCCGAAGUCUAAAAAAAACAAGCCUAUUCAAAUACCAAAUGAAUGUCCUUUCAAAGAGGAUAUUUUAAAAGAAGUUGAAGCUGUUAAGAAGCACAAAGAAGAAGAGAGACAGAAAAGGAAGGAAUUGGCUAAGUUAGAAAAACAAAAGAAGAUGGAAGAAAAGAAAAAGAAUCCUGUUGCUAUGAAUACUUUGGUAGCUAAUGCACAGGCAAGAGGGAAAGUUCAUGAUGCAUUCAAAGGUGAUGCAAAUGAUGGUGUUGAAUUUGGCAAAGACAGACAGCAGGAGAACUCGUUAAAGACUUACUAUAGAGAGUUUAAGAAGGUUAUUUCCGAAGCUGAAGUAAUUUUGGAAGUUGUUGAUGCCAGAGAUCCAUUAGGUACCAGAUGUGUACAAGUAGAAGAAGCUGUCCGUGAGUCAGGCAAACGCCUAGUGUUAGUAAUGAACAAGUCAGAUUUAGUCCCCCGUGGUAACCUUACUGCCUGGCUCAAGUACUUGAGGAGAUUUGCUCCAGCUGUACCAUUCAAAGCAUCCACACAGGAUCAGCAACAUAACUUAGGUAGAAGGAAAAUGAAACAUAUUGUUAAAGAAAAAGAAAUGAAAGGUUCAGCAUGUGUUGGUGCAGAACUCCUAAUGAGUCUUUUAGGCAACUACUGUCGUAACAAAGGUAUCAAGACGUCAAUAACAGUCGGUGUGGUCGGACUUCCUAAUGUUGGCAAGAGCUCCAUUAUCAACAGCUUGAAUAGAUCCAAAGCUUGUAAUGUUGGCAGCACUCCGGGUGUAACUAAGCAAAUGCAAACAGUACAGUUAGACUCGAAGAUAAAGAUUUUAGACAGUCCUGGAAUAGUGUUCCAUACAGGGUCGGAUAAUGAUGCGUCCGUAGCACUAAAGAAUGCCAUCCGAGUGGGCAGCCUGAAGGACCCUGUGACACCCGCAAAUGCCAUAUUACUGAGAGCUCACAAACAAACGCUUAUUGAUUUGUAUUGUGUACCACCGUUUAAUACUCCACAGGAGUUCUUUGCGAGUUUAGCUUCUCGAAUGGGGCGGUACAAGAAGGGCGGGGUGCCUGACCAAGAGGCGGCAGCCAGGAUAUUGCUCAAUGACUGGAAUACUGGAAAGGUGCGUUAUUUCACGGAGCCACCGGAAGAGGAAACUAAUAUUCAUGUUGAUGCUAAAAUUGUAUCGACUAUAGACAAGGAGUUUGAUAUAAAUUCGUUCGAGGCGAUGGAAACUGAGGCUAUAGACGCUCUACAGGACGCCAAAGAUGUUGAAGCCAUUAAGAUUACAAGUACAGGACCUGUCAAAGCGGCGUUAGAAAACGAAAUGCAAGUCGACGAAGACGAGUCCGCGUUAUUACCUAAAAAAGUAACAAUCCGAUCGAAAUUAGAAAAAUCAGGUAAGAAUAAGGGCAAAGAAAAAAAGAACCCAGAAAUGCAAAUAGAGGGCAACACUAAACAAAAUAAAUUAAGAAAGAUGCAGUUCAAAAAAGAUAAAAAGAAGCAAAAGAAAGUUGAAAAACAGGCAGUGAAUUUAGCAAAUGUAUUAGAAAAUGUUACACUCACUACUUAUAAGAAAACUGAUGAUUACGAUUUUAAAGAAGACUUUUCUUUGUAGUGUUGAAUAAACUUAUGUUUAUAUAA